AUGGGCAACUCGGGUAGCAAGAACAAGGUCUCGGAUCAGGACAGAGCCAUCCUCGAUCUCAAGAUCCAAAGAGAUAAGCUACAUCAGUACCAGAAACGAAUCACGACGAUCACAAGUCGAGAGACUGAGAUUGCGAAAGAAUGUCUUCGAUCUGGAAAUAAGCAGAAAGCACUGCUUGCUUUGCGAAGGAAGAAAUACCAGGAGUCUCUUCUUGCCAAAACAGAUCAGCAGCUAGCACAAUUGCAAGCACUUACGAGUGAUGUGGAGUUCGCCUUAGUACAAAAAGAUGUGCUGUUUGGACUUCAGCAGGGUACAGCUGUGCUGAAAGAAAUACACAAAGAGAUGGGAGGCUUGGACAAAGUCGAGAUGAUCUUGGAAGAGAGUGCGGAGGCUCAAGCAUAUCAGAAGGAAAUCAACGAUAUGCUUGCUGGCAAGAUGUCGAAUGAGGAUGAGGAUGAAGUGGAGGAUGAACUUGAAGCCAUGGAGCAGGAAGCGCUCAGAGCACAAGGAGUACAAAACUUGCCUGACGCACCGAGAAUUACCACUGGCGAGCUACCUGACGCUCCUCAAGAAUCGCCGGCAGAGAAAAUCAAGAGAAGGCGAGAA
Pseudocercospora fijiensis CIRAD86 is the source of this 606-nucleotide messenger RNA. RefSeq lists its product as uncharacterized. Gene Ontology annotation, cellular component: ESCRT III complex; multivesicular body. The annotation marks the transcript as partial. Gene Ontology annotation, biological process: vesicle budding from membrane; late endosome to vacuole transport via multivesicular body sorting pathway. The record is from RefSeq and is a predicted model, not a curated record. The transcript is spliced from 3 exons. NCBI's taxonomy places the organism in Eukaryota, Fungi, Ascomycota, Dothideomycetes, Mycosphaerellales, Mycosphaerellaceae.